Molecule: messenger RNA, 549 nt
Organism: Phyllostomus hastatus (greater spear-nosed bat)
Lineage: Eukaryota; Metazoa; Chordata; Mammalia; Chiroptera; Phyllostomidae
Product: peptidyl-prolyl cis-trans isomerase A-like
Exons: 2
Coding region: 1-549 (182 amino acids)
Biological process (GO): protein peptidyl-prolyl isomerization; protein folding
Molecular function (GO): peptidyl-prolyl cis-trans isomerase activity
Source: RefSeq, a predicted model, not a curated record
AUGAAAAAUGCUGGCAAGACACCACUGCCACCUUGGGACUUCCUGUGCCCAGCCACGGUCAACCCCACCGUGUUCUUCAACCUUGCUGCCGAUAGUGAGCCUUUGGGCCAUGUCUCCUUUGAGCUGUUUGCAGACAAAUUUCCAAAGACAGCAGAAAACUUUCAUGGUCUGAGCACUGGGGUAAAAGGAUUUGGUUAUAAAGGCUCCUGCUUUCACAGAAUUAUUCCAGGAUUUAUGUGCCAGGGUGGUGACUUCACAUGCCACAAUGGCACAGGUGGAAAGUCCAUCUCCGGGGAGAAAUUUGAUAGUGAGAAUUUUGUCCUGAAGCACACAGGUCCUGGCCUCUUGUCCAUGGCAAAUGCUGGACCCAACACAAAUGGUUCCCAGCUGUUCAUCUGCACUGCCAAGACCGAAUGGCUAGACGGCAAAUAUGUGGUCCCUGGCCAGGUGAAAGGCAGCAUGGAUACUGUGACAGCCAUGGAGCACCAUGGGUCCAGGAAUGGCAAGACCAGCGAGAAGAUCACCAUUACUGACUGCAGACAACUCUAA